AAUAUACAGGAGCUAUACUAUUGGUAAACUUCUCUAACGUACUUAUAACUUAAUUUAUCAAUUGAAAAUAUUCAUAUAAGUAUUUAACUAUAGACAAUCAACAACAUGUUAACUUUURGCAUUACUACUAAUUUACCAAAAUACAAAAUUCCAUCAACAUUUUUAGCUGAUGCAUCAAAAUUAAUCAGCCAAGUACUUCAAACACCAGAACUAUAUAUUUCGGUUAGAAUCAAGGCUGGACAACAGAUGUUUUGGUCGAAUAACGAAUCUUUAUGUGCACUAGGAAACCUAACCGGAACUGGAYUCUUUGGAAUUGAUGAAAAUAAACACUAUGCCUCAAUUAUAUAUGAUUUUAUUGAAAAACAACUUGGCGUACCGCAAGACAAAUUUUAUCUAUCAUUCGUGGAACAAAAACCAAGCAAUAUUGGAGUCCGAGGUACGACUUUAGAAGAUAUUAUUCAAUAGAUAUGUUAUACGUUCAAGAUAAUAUAUUAAUAUGCGAUUAUAAAAUAAUUGGUUUUUCAUGACUUUUGAAUUCAUUAUGU
Diuraphis noxia (Russian wheat aphid) is the source of this 545-nucleotide messenger RNA. Its product is annotated as macrophage migration inhibitory factor-like. Gene Ontology annotation, molecular function: phenylpyruvate tautomerase activity. The record is from RefSeq and is a predicted model, not a curated record. Lineage: Eukaryota; Metazoa; Arthropoda; Insecta; Hemiptera; Aphididae.